Messenger RNA from Panicum hallii, 516 nucleotides. RefSeq lists its product as uncharacterized. Bases 52 to 516 code for a protein of 154 amino acids. NCBI's taxonomy places the organism in Eukaryota, Viridiplantae, Streptophyta, Magnoliopsida, Poales, Poaceae. The transcript has 4 exons. Gene Ontology annotation, biological process: transposition. The record is from RefSeq and is a predicted model, not a curated record.
GGAGAGCCGUGUCCGGCCUAUACGUGGGAGCACUACCGGGCCGUCCCCGACAUGCGGGAUGUUGCCGGCAGACAGUGGCCCAACUUGGCUGAGCGAGUGAAGGGCGAGCUUUGGGAUUUCUACAGACUACAGGCCGGGAUGGACGCGCAGGCGGAUGUGGUUGCCGAGUAUCGCUGCAAAAAGCUCGUUACCGACAUGUUCUACGAGCAGCGCCUCCAGUCAAUCAUCAACUACCACGCCGUCGUCCUUGGACAGAAGGUCACCAAGGCGCAAGCAAGAACUAUGACGUUGACUGAGGAGCAGUACUUGCAGAUGGUUCCUCAUUGGUGUGCCCACUUUCCUGAGUGCUGGCAGCAGAUAGUUGCUAAGUGGUUAUCCGACGACUGGAACGCUGUGCACCAGGAGCGUCGUGAGCACCGUCUGACUAUGGCCGGUGUGCCACACCACCAAGUCGGCGGCACAUGGAGGGCAGCAGUGCAACAAAUUCAUGGCGUAUGCUCUAUCCCACAAGGGUAA